Fonsecaea nubica is the source of this 813-nucleotide messenger RNA. RefSeq lists its product as hypothetical. NCBI's taxonomy places the organism in Eukaryota, Fungi, Ascomycota, Eurotiomycetes, Chaetothyriales, Herpotrichiellaceae. The record is from RefSeq and is a predicted model, not a curated record. Gene Ontology annotation, molecular function: GTPase activity; GTP binding; GDP binding. Gene Ontology annotation, cellular component: plasma membrane. The coding region runs from base 1 to 813 and encodes 270 amino acids. The transcript is spliced from 4 exons. Gene Ontology annotation, biological process: signal transduction.
AUGGCGGACAAGAUUUCCAUCACCAUAUGCGGCGAUGGAGGUUGUGGUAAAUCGUCUAUUACAUUGCGCCUGGUCCGAUCGCAAUGGACUUCCGAAUAUGAUCCGACUAUCGAGGACUCGUACUCGGUGACUCGAACAGUGGACGGCUUAAACUACUAUCUCUCACUCACUGACACAGCCGGUCAAGAAGAAUAUCGGAGUUUGUGGGCUGCCUCCAACCUCCAGUCUGACGCUUUUCUUCUGGUUUAUGAUAUCACCAAUGCCGCCUCUCUCGAUGGGCUGUCGUGGUUCCUCGACAUGAUUGACAUUGAAGCUGAGAACAGAGUGGAGGAGAAUGCCCGUUUACUCCGCGAGAAGGGUGCCAAGGUCCGCGGCAGGAGGGAGGAUGGAUGGAAAUUCCCUCCAAUCAAGAUUGUCGCCGGCAACAAAUGUGAUCUUAAAGAUGCCAGAGUCGUCAGCAGCAAGGUCGGCUGGGAAUGGGCCAAGAGCAGAAACUGUGGCUUCAUGGAAACAAGCGCCCGAGAGAUGGUUAACAUCGAGGAGACCUUUGCCCUCAUCGUGCGCAGAGUGGUUGAGGCAAGAAGACAACACGGUGCAGGUGCCGGCUCACUGGCCCAUCAAGUCCCAUUUGCCUCCAAGGGCCAUACUCCUAACGUCAGUGGUGCUGGAGCAUCUUAUCAGAUGCCAGGCUCUAUGCAACCAGCCCGACAACCAUCCCUGCCCAAUCCUCUACCACCGACGGAGAAAUCAGGAUUCGACGAUGACAACGUUAACGUUCCUUGGUGGAAGAAAAUAUUCUGCUGCCGAGGUUGA